AUGAGUCUUUUCGCCGCAAGAAAACAUGUACUUGCGCAGGCAAGAAACUUCUCUGUUUCGGCUGCCAAAUAUGAAAAAACUUUGAACAAGUAUUCUUCUAUCGUCACCCAGGACAAGUCUCAAGGUGCAUCUCAGGCCAUGUUGUAUGCCACCGGAUUCUCUACUGAGGAUAUGGACAAGGCCCAGAUCGGAGUUGGUUCGGUCUGGUGGAGUGGUAACCCAUGUAACAUGCACUUGAUGGAUUUGAACAACCAAUGUACGGCUUCUGUGGAGAAGGCAGGCUUGAAAGGUAUGCAGUUCAACUCCAUUGGAGUUUCCGAUGGUAUCACCAACGGUACCGAGGGAAUGAAGUUCUCUUUGCAGUCUCGUGAGAUCAUUGCUGACUCUUUCGAGACGUUGAUUAUGGCCCAGAUGUACGAUGGUUCCAUCGCCAUCCCAUCUUGUGACAAGAACAUGCCCGGUGUUCUUAUGGCCAUGGGUAGACACAACAGACCUUCUCUUAUGGUCUAUGGAGGUACCAUCUUGCCAGGUUCUCCAUCUUGUGGAGCCACAGCCAACAUCCCCGACAAGAUUGAUAUAAUUUCUGCUUUCCAGUCCUACGGUCAGUUCUUGUCUGACCAAAUCACUGAGGAACAGAGAAUCGACGUGGUUCAGAACGCAUGUCCAGGUCCUGGAGCUUGUGGUGGUAUGUACACCGCCAACACUAUGGCAUCUGCAGCUGAGGCUAUGGGUAUGACCUUGCCAUACUCUUCAUCAUCUCCAGCCGUGUCUAAGGAGAAGGCCGCCGAGUGCGCUUCUGUUGGUGAGGCCAUCAAGCACUUGAUGCAGUUGGACUUGAAGCCUCGUGACAUCAUGACCAAGAAGGCAUUCGAGAACGCCAUCACCUACAUCAUUGCCACUGGAGGAUCCACCAACGCUGUGUUGCACAUGAUCGCCAUUGCCUCGUCUGUUGACAUCGAGAUCACCGUGGACGACUUCCAGAGAAUCUCCGACAGCACCCCAUUGUUGGCCGACUUCAAGCCUUCCGGUAAGUACGUGAUGGCCGACCUUCAGAAUGUGGGUGGAACGCCUGCUGUCAUGAAGAUGUUGUUGGCUGAGGGCAUGAUCGAUGGUGACCAGUACACUGUCACUGGUAAGACCAUUAAGGAGAACUUGGCCGAGUUGCCAGGUCUUCCUAAGGGCCAGGACAUCAUCAUGCCAUUGUCACAGCCUUUGAAGCCUAGCGGCCACUUGCAGAUUCUUAAGGGUUCAUUGGCUCCAGGUUCGUGUGUGGCCAAGAUUACUGGUAAGGAAGGUACUUACUUCAAGGGUAAGGCAAGAGUGUUCGAUGAGGAGCACGCCUUCAUCACUGCCUUGGAGAACGGCGAGAUCAAGAAGGGUGAGAAGACUGUCUGUGUCAUCAGAUACGAAGGUCCUAAGGGUGGCCCAGGUAUGCCAGAGAUGUUGAAGCCAUCGUCUGCAUUGAUGGGUUACGGUUUAGGUAAAGAUGUGGCUUUGUUGACCGACGGUAGAUUCUCUGGAGGUUCCCACGGUUUCUUGAUUGGUCACAUUGUGCCUGAGGCUGCCGAGGGAGGUCCAAUCGCCUUGGUUCACGAUGGAGACGAGAUUGUUAUUGAUGCUGAGAACAAUAAGAUUGAUUUGUUGGUUGAUGAGUCCAUCUUGGCAGAGAGAAGAAAGUUGUGGACUCCUCCUGCUCCAAGAUACCCAAGAGGUACUUUGAGAAAGUACUCUCUCUUGGUGAGCGAUGCCUCCAAGGGCUGUGUCACCGACUUGUAA
Molecule: messenger RNA, 1776 nt
Organism: Sungouiella intermedia
Lineage: Eukaryota; Fungi; Ascomycota; Pichiomycetes; Serinales; Metschnikowiaceae
Source: the annotation of a GenBank genome assembly